CCCUGGAACGUGGUCCCAGCUGUUCGAAAACAGUCCAAUAAAACAUAAAAUACAACAAAAAACUAAUCGGAAUCCAAUCACACCACUUCAACUGCAAUAUGGACUUUAUUGAGCAGGAAGUUAGUGAUUUUCGAUCAGGCUGUGAGAAGAAAGUGCCGCACAGCAGAAUUGUGAUUUGCUCCAGCUCCCUCAUCAGGGUUGACAUCUACCCAGAACGACCGAAUCGCUUGAUGACCGUUUGCUUGCGUUUCCCAGAGGAUUACCCAGAGAUUACACCCAUCCUGGUGGAGUUGAAAAGCCGAGCGUACUCGGAAAGGCUUCUCACCGAGCUGACCCGCCUGAUUGAUGACCAUGCGCGGGAACAUUUGGGAGAGCCGCAAGCUUUGCUCGUCCUGUCGUUUGCCCAGCAAUAUCUAACGGACAAUCCGUUGUGCGUGUGCCUGGACGAGAUAAAGCAGCUGAGGGUGGACAUCAAGACUCGUGUGGUCUGCCCCGAGCAGCUCACCGCUGGAGAGGAAGCCUCUGCUCACGUGGAGAGUCAGCUAAAGCUGCGACAGAAGAACAACAGCGUCGAGUUGAUAGCCAGAGGCGGCAGAUACACCUACAGGGUGACGGCAGUCGUGCCCGACAUCUAUCCCGCUCAAUGUGUGGAGCUGAAGGGACAGGAAUCCAAUUUGCCAGCAGUUCUUGUUCGCUACCUAAACGGCCAGUCCAGGGAGAUUGCCCGACAGUGUGUGGAGCCGCCGGUCCGCCUCAGCAAGGAUGAGUUGGCCAACUUUCGGCCAGCCAAGAGCCUUUAUCGUUCGCUGAAAUUCUGCCUAGAGGCCACCCGAGACUUUCAUGUGGAACGUUGCCCGAUUUGUGAUAACACGGUCUUGCCCAACAAUCCGACGGAUGUGGAGCUGGAGGAGAAUGCCGAUGGCUACAUUGAGCGUGUCUACUGUGGCCACCUCUUCCACCAGGGCUGCCUGAAGCAGUACCUGGCCGAACCACCAUUUCCACGCGGCGGCAAACUCUGUCCCGCCAGGAGACGCCAUCCCAGAUCUGAUGCCCAAACCUAUAUGGGCAGCAGGGCGGGCUCAUCCGUUCAGGGUGUAGCAGCGUCAGCCAGCUCGAAGCCUUUGGAUAAUGCUGUGUGUGGCAUCAAGUUGGCCCACGAUCGUUGGGUGGUCAGUGUGAAAACGGCCGAGGCACGCUGGGCCCAGAAACAGGCACGCCAGCGUGAGCUGGAGGAGGUGGUGGAUUUUCUACAAUAAACAAGGGACCGGGAUCAGCUAGAUUGCGUUGUUGAAUUUGUAUAGCUAUUGUAUUUUGUGAUGUCUUAUCGAAUACGCUUAUAUUUCUAAAAAUGGAAUAAAUAAAAGUGAUGAUGAAGUGCGA
Drosophila guanche is the source of this 1380-nucleotide messenger RNA. RefSeq lists its product as uncharacterized. The record is from RefSeq and is a predicted model, not a curated record. The transcript has a single exon. Gene Ontology annotation, molecular function: protein binding. NCBI's taxonomy places the organism in Eukaryota, Metazoa, Arthropoda, Insecta, Diptera, Drosophilidae. Bases 99 to 1256 code for a protein of 385 amino acids.